GGGUAAUGCGAUUACAACAUAAUGGAAAAAACAACGUUUGUAAAUAAAACGAAAAAGGAGAAAGCAAUAAACUCAUAAAUAACAAAGUGCAUGCAUUAUUAAAUAUUAUUGUGUGUAUGUGUGUUUGGGUAUAAGCUGUAAACCGUUAAUACACAAGUCGUAACGCAAAGUUGGAGUGCACAUUUGAUAUUUCAUUGUCGUACUUCAAGUAAUUACCUGGUAUUCUGCUCACAAGCGCAAUGAAAGUGAAAAAUGCCCUAAAAUUUGAAAAUUCACUCUAUGUAGAAAACGAAAGUUAAAGAUUUUCAAAGCUUUUAGCGACACUUUUGAAUCAUAAAAAGUAGAAAUAAAACUCGUGAUUAACAAGCAUCAUGCGCAUGUAUCAGGCAUAAGCACAUCACAUAACUCUAAGAUACGAAACCGGCAUGAUGUAGACACUGAGAGUAAGAGCGUGAAGAUAAACAGCUCUGAUACAACGAAAUGACAACAACAUAAUCAGAUAUGCCAAGCAUAAGCUCACUGAAACGCGGAUGACGCGAUAUUUCUUUGCCGUACUUUCGUAAGCGCUUAACUUUGAAACAGUAUCAUGCAUGCUUCGGUAUUUGUAACUAUCCACCAGAUGUCUAAUGAUCGUGGUAUCUCAUCUAAAGUCUAUUGAGCUCACAUAUAGAAAUAACCCCAUAAAACAUGUAAAUUUUUCAUACCGCAAAGUACUCAAAAAAGCUUACAGGCAGAGAGCAGCACAAUUGUCUUGGAGCCUGUGCACGAGCAGUAGAGCGCUCUGCGAUCACUGAAGCAUUUCGAACGUGCAAUUCCCCCAUGGCUUUAACAUAGAUGGCUGUAGUCCAUAAAUGUUAGUACUACAAACACCCCACCCUUACACUGCGAUUGUAUUGUGUGCCUGUGCACAACGCGCAGAGAGCUCUGGCAAUCGGCGUAGUCAGUCACACGGGCCCAGUUCGAGCGUUAGGACGUGGAAGUAGACACGCGCGCGCUCAAUCGCACCGCUAAGUGAUCUGUCCGAGUGUAGUGAGUGAGUCAGUGAAUGGAAAAAAAAAUCCCUGGAGGAGAAUACAAUAAAAGAAAUAAAUCAAUAAUUGAACUAAAUAAAAUAGAAAUAAACUAAAAUUCAGAAAAAGUGCGCAUGGAAAUGAACUCGGUUAUAAAAUGAGUACACCAGCGCCAACGAAUGUCAGUCAAGGCGAAAGCAAUUGCAGCACAUUGCGUACGCUGCCGCGUAAGCGUCGACCACGUGCGGUUGGGGAAGUCUACAUCACUUGUCCGGCCAGUCAGGUAUAUCUGAAUAGUGCCGUCAACGAGCACAAUGCUAUCAGCGAACCCAUAUAUCAGAAUACCACGACUCAGGUCGAACAGGAAGCGAACAGACGAAUUAAUCGCUGUGCUCGGCUAUCGUUUGUACGAGCCACCAUUACUGAGGGUAGCAAUGGCAUUAGUGCACGGCAGUCGAUGACUGUGAGCACCUUCAUAGAUGACUCCGAUCACUACUAUGAGACUUUGUCACCUUUGGGAAAUAAACGCCACUCCACGCUACCUGAUCAGCGUACUAGCAGCCAUAAUAAAUACAGUCAAGACCUGCCACAUUUUACGAAAAAUGGCUCACAAGGCAAAAAACAAUACUCAGCCUCGAUGCAUGGGCUCGGCACAUUGGCGGUAUCAGAUGACUAUGACUCUUUCGACACAGACACCGAUGAAAUUUAUGAAACCGAAGAGAAUAUAAAAAAUCACAAUGACAGCGGCGUUGAUAUACGUAAUGUAAAGCUCCCUGAUCCACCUUCUUCCACUAAUCAAGUGUACGCCAUUGUACGCAAACUCAAAAAUUUCAUCUCAAAUAAGAAAUCUCCCGUUUCUCAAACUAAAUACGGUGACAAUCAACAAAAACUCUACGAGAACUCUACACAAUUCUAUGUGAGUGGCAAUAUAUAUGAGAAUACACCAAAGACUAAAUCCAAGGCACAGAAAAAUGUGAAAAAGACGCCAACAGCGUCACAAGAACAAGACAUUUAUGAAAAUACUGAGUUCCAUAGUCCACCAGCCAUUGUGGUAGAUGAUAAAUCAGUUAAUCCAGCUGACAAGAUUCCAACUAACCAAACAGAUUUGAAAGCCGAUGCGAAUAUUGCAACACUACGUUCUAAAUCGAAGUCGGGUAAAAGCUUCAAAUCUCGUUUACGUAAAAGUUUAGUUGGUUCCACAUUUGAUAUGAAACAAUUAUCAUCGUUGUCGCCUACACGUAGCACCUUUUACGUUGAAGAUCCGACAUACGGUGGAUCAGGAGAAUUAGAUUCGGGCUUCUCAGAGAAAGCUUCAUCUGGUGACCUACCCACAGUGCCCCCAAUACCCGUACCCGAGGCGCAGAAAUUUUCAACUGUAGCUCGUAAAGCGAAAAAGGAAGCAAAAGCACUGAACUCGCAGCGGCGACGUACAACGAUUGGCAUACGUCCACAAGAUCCACCACCACCGCCACCCGUUGCAUCAUCGACAACCUCUUGGUAUGCUGAAUGUGGUGUCUUUAAAAAUGGCACGAGCGAUCUGAUGCAAGAGUCAGAAGUUUCACUAAACGAUGGUAAAACGAGUCAAAGUGGAUCGUCGGUUUUUAACGGCAAUUCGUGGUACACAGAAGCAGGUCUGUAUCAAACUAGUGGCGUUUCAGUAGCAAGUUCAAGCGGUAGUUCGGGUGUGUCGACUGGUAAUGAAGGCGCGCUUGGUGAUGAUCUCCCACACAGCAUGUUCCAGAAUGAACCACUGUACCAGAUCUACAACGCUGCUAAGAUAGAGUCGAUCACUCGUGAUAUGGAGGGUCAUGAUAGUUCAACAGAUGGUUAUGAAGAAAUUGGACAGAAUGGAACGCGUGGUGAGGCACGCAUAAGUAGUCAGAAACAUCAGCGCCCAAGCGCUUUCCAAUUAAUUGAACCAAAGAACGGGCCAGCCCGUACAUUGUGGAGUGAAAUUCCAGAAGUUAUAAAUUCGUGUGUCCUAGCCACCCUUACAUCACGCGAACGCAGUUUACAGGAGGCGAAAUUCGAAAUCAUUACCUCCGAAGCUAGUUAUUUAAAAUCCCUCAAUUUGUUGCGUAGUCAUUUCAUGAAUCAUCCAAUAUUUCGGGACACGAAUGUAGUGAGCGCACGCGAUCGAAAAGCUUUAUUCGCUUAUAUAGUACCCGUGCAUGAAUGUUCUGAAAGAUUACUUACCGAAAUGGAGUCCUGUUGGCAAGACAACAUAAUGCUAAUCGGUUUAAGCAAACGUAUCUACACCAUGGCCGAGAAAUACUUUCAUGUCUAUAUCUCAUUUUGUGAGCAUCAAGGGCGCAUGGACCGAACAUUGCGUCGCUUGAAGGAGACACGCGGUAUCUUCGCGCAAAACCUGCAUCUACUCGAAACAAGUUCAAUCUGCUGUGGUUUAAAUCUACACUCUUUCCUCAUGCUACCCAUGCAACGUAUCACGCGCUUGCCACUGCUGAUCGACGCCGUUUUCAGUAAAGUCAGUUCCAACGAUGACGAAUACGAGAACUGGAAAAUGACGUUGGCCAUCAUGAAUAAGAUAGUGACGCAAUGCAAUGAGGCAGCGAAUAGAUGUGAACAAGCAUACGAAAUUGAACGUAUUGCGCGUCAGCUGGAAUUCCCUUCGACAAUACGUGCCUUAGCUAUAGCGCCUGUGGGUGUACCCGCAGCUGGUUCAAAACCACGUUUCCUGGUGAAGCGCGGCGAGUUGACGCAUUUCAUUUGGCGCGGUGAUGAUGUAAAACUUACGUUCGGCAAAAAAUUCUCCAAGGUGGCGAUCUACAUAUUCCUCUUCUCCGACUUGCUCGUACUAACAAAACGUAAGGGUGAAGAGCAAUUCAUAGUCUUCGAUUAUUGUCCGCGUAGCAUGCUAACUAUAUCAACGGGCGAUCUAAGAGAUAUUAGUCAGACGCACAAAAAUCUAAUACUAAUGACAUUGUUAGAGAAUCAUGAACGAAAGACUGUAGAACUACUCCUUUCUUGCCCAUCAGUUUCCGAACAGGAACGUUGGUUGCAGGCAGUUCGACCGCCCGAACCCGAGACGCCUGGAGAAAAGCUGUACGAAUCCUGGGACUGUCCGCAAGUUAUAACAAAGCACGCAUACGAAACAAGAGAGCCGGAUGCGCUGAGUCUGGAGGUUGGCGAUGUCGUAAACGUAACGCGAAAACUACCAGACGGUUGGUACCUGGGUGAGCGCAUACGCGAUGGCGUUGUAGGAUGGUUCCCAGGCAGUUAUACGGAGGAGGUGAACUCAGCGCAUGUGCGCGCCCGCAACCUGAAACAGCGUCAACGAUUGCUGACCUUUACCGCUACAUAUCUCGAAUCGCAAAAGCGCAAGUAGACGAUUUGUAACGGAGCAUGGCAGUUAAACACUGUAACAAAGUUGUGAGUCAAUGUUGGUAUAUUUGUAGCUGCGUUUGUGCCUUUUAUAUAAUAAAGUAAAAUAGUUAUAUUAAAUAAUUGUUAAUGUUAUAAAUAACAUUUUUUGACCUAUCCAUACGAAAAUGACUGCAACCAAUGCUUAAAUAUCUAAUCGUUAAAAAAUGUAUCGUAUAUAAUUUCUAAUUUAUUAAAAUUGUGAUAAAAAUGAUAAAUAUGUAUGUAAUAAAGCUUUGUUUAAUAUUUUGUUUGAUAUUUAAUUAGCAAUUUUCGUCUGUAUUUUGAACUUCUGAAAGUUAAAUUAGGUUGAAUCGAAUAAAUCUUCAUAAAUUACCAAUUAAAUAAUACAUUGUAAAUUUGUUUGACGCGACAAAAAAUUAUAUUUCUAGUUAAACGAAUUUAAUAUUAAAAAAAUAUAUGUACAGUAAUUGCACUUCAAAAAUUGCACAAUUUGGAAUCAAUUAACCAAUACUCGUUUAAUUAAACAACUCGUUCAAUUACAGGAAUCCCGCUUAAUUGGACAAAAUAAUAAAUUAAAAAAAAAUGCAUAUGUGCACUUUAAGUGUUUAUUUAGUUUUUAGUAAUUAUAUUUAAAUAAAAUUUAAAACUUUAAUCGGAAAUACAUAAGGAACAAAAACAAGACAAUGCACUUACAUAUAUAUUAAAAGAGCAUUGUUAUAAAAAAUAAAAUAAACUUAAGGUACAAAAACAAUUAAUGUUACUGUAUAAAGUAUGCAGGACCUGCAAUCACAUAUUUAGAUUUCGUGCUUACAUUUUUAAAACGUUAAUUUAGGAAGUCUGUAAUACAUAUGUAUGUUUUCAAUUGCUUUGUAGAGAUGCCAACUGCUGCUUAUCACAAAUGCUACGAAAUAUGUAUGUAUGUCCGGUAAUGUCAGUCUAAUUUUUUAACGAAAGUUUUUUGUGCAAUCAACCGGAGAAAAUUAAAGGUAUAUUGUUUUUCAAUAAUAUAUAUUUUUAACCAAUUAUGCGGGGAAACCAAAACCGGGUUCAAUUAUACAUAUUUUUGACCGAUCAGGUGAUUCAAAUAAGCGGGAAAAUUAAUUAACCGGUAUCAAUUAAGCGAGGAAUACUCUGUAGAUAUAAUGUUUAGAACCUAGUAUUAAUAUUAAAUAUACUAUAUAAUUGUAAAAAAUAAAAUAAAUUCUUAUAUAUAAAUAA
Messenger RNA from Bactrocera oleae (olive fruit fly), 5573 nucleotides. RefSeq names its product Ephexin (gene Exn). Gene Ontology annotation, molecular function: protein binding; guanyl-nucleotide exchange factor activity. Gene Ontology annotation, biological process: activation of GTPase activity. The record is from RefSeq and is a predicted model, not a curated record. NCBI's taxonomy places the organism in Eukaryota, Metazoa, Arthropoda, Insecta, Diptera, Tephritidae.